AUGAAGAAGAAGGAGGAUGGGGAAGUGGAAGAAGGUGGAAGUGGUCCCGUAUUGAAAAUGACCGACAGUAUCAUUAAACCGUUUCUGUGCGAGGUGAUCGACAAGACAAUCCUCCGAAAUGAAUGGGAGAAGUGGUUAAGGGCGUUUACAAUAUACCUCGAGGCCGAGGGUAUUGUUACCGAGAAGCGGAAGAGGAGUAAGCUACUGCUUUUGGGAGGAGUCCAGCUACAGUCAGUAGUAUACUCUCUACCUGGUGCGCUGGUGGAGCCCAGCGACGAAAAUAAAGAAGACAUCUAUAAUAUCCUCAUCGACCAUUUAAAUAAACACUUCUCACCGAAGCAAAACUCAACGUUUGAAAGACAUCUAUUCAGAGGCCUGACACCGUUGGACACAGAAAGCUUUGGUGAUUUCAUGCUGCGACUCCGCCAACAAAUGCAACGAUGUGCAUUCGGAUCCUCAAAAGCGGAGAUUGAGAAUAUAUGUCCAAAGGAUAAAAUCAUAGAUGUGUGGGCACCUCUAGACUUCAAGAAAAGACUUCUGGGAAAGGAGCAUUCACUAGAAGAAGUGAUAGAAGCAUGUCAGGUUGAGGAGCAGAUCAACAAAGAAUCAAAAGAAAUGACAUCAAGUGUAAUGUGCACACAUAUCGAAUAA
Drosophila teissieri is the source of this 651-nucleotide messenger RNA. RefSeq lists its product as uncharacterized. The record is from RefSeq and is a predicted model, not a curated record. Lineage: Eukaryota; Metazoa; Arthropoda; Insecta; Diptera; Drosophilidae. The transcript is spliced from 2 exons. Bases 1 to 651 code for a protein of 216 amino acids.